This is a messenger RNA of Elephantulus edwardii (Cape elephant shrew), 2982 nucleotides long. RefSeq names its product TAF3 RNA polymerase II, TATA box binding protein (TBP)-associated factor, 140kDa (gene TAF3). Gene Ontology annotation, molecular function: protein heterodimerization activity. The coding region runs from base 202 to 2982 and encodes 926 amino acids. Lineage: Eukaryota; Metazoa; Chordata; Mammalia; Macroscelidea; Macroscelididae. The record is from RefSeq and is a predicted model, not a curated record. The transcript is spliced from 7 exons. Gene Ontology annotation, cellular component: transcription factor TFIID complex.
GAGGCGGAGCGAGUCCAAAAUGGCGACUCUCAGGCUGGCGCGCUCCGUGUUGCUGGGGCUUUGAGGUGGUCGCCAGGGGUCGGGGGGGACGAUUUCCCCGCCACGGGGGCCCUGGAAGAUGAAUCGGGGGCUCUGCUAAGGUUAGGCGGUGGGGGUGGAGAGAAGUGGCAGCAAGGACUGCAGUGGAGUCAACGGAGCGGGAUGUGCGAGAGUUACUCCAGGUCGUUGUUGAGGGUCUCGGUGGCGCAGAUCUGCCAGGCGCUGGGCUGGGACUCUGUGCAACUCAGCGCCUGCCACCUUCUCACGGACGUGCUGCAACGCUAUCUGCAGCAAUUGGGACGGGGCUGCCAUCGGUACUCUGAGCUCUAUGGCCGAACAGAUCCUAUUUUGGAUGAUGUUAGUGAAGCUUUCCAGCUGAUGGGAGUUAAUCUUCAUGAAUUAGAAGACUAUAUUCACAAUAUAGAACCUGUUACUUUUCCACAUCAAAUUCCUUCAUUUCCUGUUAGCAAAAACAAUGUACUUCAGUUUCCUCAACCUGGAAGUAAAGAUGCAGAAGAAAGGAAAGAAUACAUUCCUGACUACAUGCCACCCAUUGUGUCUUCUCAAGAAGAAGAAGAGGAAGAGCAGGUGCCCACUGAUGGAGGCACAUCAGCCGAAGCCAUGCAGGUUCCCUUGGAAGAAGACGAGGAAUUGGAAGAAGAGGAAAUUAUUAAUGAUGAGAAUUUCUUGGGUAAGAGACCAUUGGAUAGUCCUGAAGCUGAAGAAAUGCCUUCUAUGAAGAGACCACGGCUGUUGAACACUAAAGGGGACACCCUAGAUGUAGUAUUACUGGAAGCCCGAGAGCCACUCAGCUCAAUAAAUACUCAAAAGAUUCCACCAAUGCUUUCUCCAGUCCACGUACAGGACAAUACAGACAUUGCACCUCCGUCUCCAGAGCCACCAAUGUUGGCUCCAGUUGCAAAAUCACAAAUACAAACUGCAAAACCAUUAGAAACAAAGCCCUUUACACCGAAAACAAAAACAAAAACUACUUCUCCGGGACAGAAGACUAAAUCACCUAAAACUAGUCAAUCACCAGCAAUGGUCGGAAGUCCUAUUCGGUCACCUAAAACGAUAUCCAAAGAAAAGAAAUCACCUGGACGUUCUAAGAGCCCCAAAAGCCCCAAGAGUCCCAAGGUUUUGACUCACAUUCCCCAACCACCUAUCAGACCUGAAACACCAAACAGGACUCCUUCAGCUACAAUAAGUGAAAAAAUCAACAAAGAGAUUGUACAGGUAAAACAAAUACAGACACCCCCUGAUGUGGGGAAAUUGAACAAUGAAAGUCAGCCAAAAAAGGCUGUUGUAACAGAUAAAACAAUUGAUGACUCUAUUGAUGCCGUGAUUGCACGGGCUUGUGCUGAGCGAGAGCCAGAUCCUUUUGAGUUUUCUUCUGGAUCAGAAUCUGAAGGAGACAUUUUUACCAGCCCUAAGAGAAUUUCAGGUUCAGAGUGUACUACUCCAAAAGCUUCCACUUCCUCAAACAACUUCACUAAAUCAGGAUCCACUCCUCUGCCUCUUUCAGGUGGAACUUCAAGUUCUGAUAAUUCAUGGACAAUGGAUGCCUCAAUUGAUGAGGUGGUACGAAAAGCAAAAAUGGGGACACCUUCCAAUAUCCCUCCCAACUUUGCAUAUCUCUCCUCUCCCUCGGUCUCUCCUCCUACCCCCGAACCUCUUCAUAAGGUGUAUGAGGAGAAAGCCAAACUGCCUUCAUCAAUAGACAUAAAGAAGAAGUUGAAAAAAGAACUGAAAACUAAAAUGAAAAAGAAAGAAAAGCAGAGAGAUAAGGAGAGGGAAAAAGACAAAAGCAAGGAAAAAAGUAAAGAGAAGGAUAAAGUUAAAGACAAGGAAGCCAGCAAGGAAACUAAGUAUCCAUGGAAGGAAUUUCUUAAAGAUGAAGAUUCAGAUCCAUUUAAAGGUAAAAUAAAAGAGUUUGAAGAUAUGGAUCCAAAAGUGAGAUUGAAAGAUGGACUUGUGAGGAAAGAGAAGCAUAAAGAUAAGAAGAAAGAUCGAGAAAAAGGCAAAAAGGAUAAAGAUAAGAGAGAAAAAGAAAAGGCUAAGGAUAAAAGUAGAGAAGAUAAGAUGAAAGCCCCACCAACGCCUUUAGUGUUGCCUCCAAAAGAAAUGGCUUUGCCCUUGUUCAGCCCUCCUGCUGCAGUGAGGAUCCCAUCAGUGUUAGCGUCUUUGUCACCAAUGCUUCCUGAAAAAUUAUUUGAUGAAAAAGAAAAGCCCAAGGAGAAAGAACGGAAGAAAGAUAAGAAGGAGAAAAAGAAAAAGAAGGAGAAAGAGAAAGAAAAGGAGAAGAAAGAGAAGGAAAGGGAAAAAGAGAAAAAAGAGCGAGAGAAGAGAGAAAAAGAAAAGGAGAAACACAAGCAUGAAAAAAUAAAAGUGGAGCCUGUUGUUCCAGCUUCAAGUCCAGUUAUCCCCAGGUUAACUCUCAGAGUUGGUGCUGGCCAAGACAAGAUUGUUAUCAGCAAAGUGGUCCCCGCCCCCGAGGCUAAGCCGGCCCCUUCUCUGAACAGACCGAAAACCCCACCCCCCGCGCCAGCCCCCGCACCCCUGCCGCUGCACGUGACCCCUCCCCUGGUGCCUUUGUCCAUCCUCACACAGGCCACUGCUUCACCUGCUUUAAUUCCAUCUCCAUCACCGGCCAUCUCCGGAGCAGGGAGUUCCAAAGCCCCCGUACGAAGUGUGGUAACCGAGACGGUCAGCACUUAUGUGAUAAGAGAUGAGUGGGGUAAUCAGAUCUGGAUCUGUCCGGGGUGUAACAAGCCUGAUGAUGGAAGUCCAAUGAUUGGCUGUGAUGACUGUGACGACUGGUACCAUUGGCCCUGUGUUGGAAUAAUGGCUGCACCACCAGAAGAAAUGCAAUGGUUCUGCCCCAAGUGUGCCAACAAGAAGAAAGAUAAAAAGCACAAAAAGAGGAAGCACCGAGCACACUGA